Amphiprion ocellaris (clown anemonefish) is the source of this 4435-nucleotide messenger RNA. It is a transcript of the gene slc6a11b, whose product is annotated as solute carrier family 6 member 11b. Bases 308 to 2143 code for a protein of 611 amino acids. The transcript is spliced from 15 exons. NCBI's taxonomy places the organism in Eukaryota, Metazoa, Chordata, Actinopteri, Pomacentridae. The record is from RefSeq and is a predicted model, not a curated record. Gene Ontology annotation, biological process: sodium ion transmembrane transport. Gene Ontology annotation, cellular component: membrane.
GUAGACCGCUUGGAGAGUGGGAGCGCAGUCGCAGGUUAUCCACCGACUGGUGCAAGAUCUACCGUCAAUCUGCCACGUCUGGGAUCUUCCUUUAUAUAGACGAGAGACUCAAACAAAACCACUUCACUCAACGCGGAUCCAGAUUGUUUUCUUUUUCCUCUUUUUCCCCCUCUCUCCUCUUCUCACCCCCCUGAUCAGGCUUAACCGUCCUGCGUUUUUGUAAAGGCAAUUGUUGGUGCGCAUCAUCGCGGGAGCCAAAAGGAGGUUCGCCACUGUUCCAUAGGAGACUGCGGGCUGCUGGAGCGUCAUGACAGCUGAGAAGAGCGGGCCCGUUAUAAACGGUAAACCAGAGGAUGGCAGAGACCCGGAAGGGUCCAGCUCCAGCCUAGACAACGGGGGCUACAAUGAAAGGGGUCACUGGAACAACAAGAUUGAGUUCGUCCUGUCUGUGGCCGGAGAGAUCAUUGGUCUGGGCAACGUCUGGAGGUUCCCUUAUCUUUGCUACAAGAAUGGAGGAGGUGCGUUCUUUGUUCCAUAUGUCAUCUUCUUCGUGUGCUGCGGUAUCCCUGUGUUUUUCCUGGAGACUGCCCUGGGUCAGUUCACCAGCGAGGGAGGCAUCACCUGCUGGAGGAAGGUCUGCCCGCUAUUUGAGGGUAUUGGCUAUGCAACACAGGUGAUUGAAGCUCAUCUAAACGUGUACUAUAUAGUGAUUCUAGCCUGGGCCAUCUUCUACCUCUUCAACUGCUUCACCACUGAGCUACCGUGGGCUGGCUGUGGGCACUACUGGAAUACAGAAAACUGUGUCGACUAUUACGGAGAAAAUGCCACCAACAUUACAAAUCCCAACGCAACUUCUCCAGUUAUUGAGUUCUGGGAACGCAGAGUGCUGAAGAUAUCAGAUGGUAUUGAGCACAUGGGGGGGGUGCGCUGGGAGCUGGCCAUGUGUCUGGCCCUGGCCUGGUUCAUCUGCUACUUCUGCAUCUGGAAAGGACCCAAGUCAACUGGCAAGGUUGUGUAUGUGACAGCUACCUUUCCUUAUGUCAUGCUGUUGGUCCUGCUGAUCAGAGGAGUGACGCUGCCCGGAGCGUACGACGGCAUCAAGUUCUACCUCUACCCAGACAUUUCACGUCUCUCUGACCCUCAGGUAUGGGUGGAUGCGGGAACACAAAUCUUUUUCUCCUAUGCCAUCUGCUUGGGCUGUCUCACUGCUCUGGGAAGUUACAAUGCUUACAACAAUAACUGCUACAGGGACUGCAUCAUGCUGUGUUGUUUGAACAGCGGCACCAGCUUCGUGGCAGGUUUUGCUAUCUUCUCUGUGCUGGGCUUUAUGGCCUACGAACAAAAUGUUCCCAUCGAAGCUGUGGCAGAAUCUGGUCCUGGUCUUGCAUUCAUUGCAUACCCCAAAGCUGUUACUAUGAUGCCUCUGUCUCCACUUUGGGCUUGUCUCUUCUUCAUGAUGCUGAUCUUCCUUGGCUUGGACAGUCAGUUUGUGUGUGUGGAGAGUUUAGUCACAGCUGUGGUGGACAUGUACCCAGAGACCUUCAGGAGAGGCUAUCGCAGAGAGCUGCUGAUUCUGGGCAUGUCUAUAGUCUCUUUCUUCAUAGGACUCAUCAUGUGUACGGAGGGAGGAAUGUACGUCUUCCAGCUGUUUGACGCGUACGCUGCCAGCGGGAUGUGUUUGCUGUUUGUGGCCAUUUUUGAGUCCAUAUGUAUCGGCUGGGUGUACGGUAGUGACAGAUUCUACCUGAACAUUGAGGACAUGAUUGGCUACAAACCUGUCUUCUUCAUCAAAUGGUGCUGGAUGAUUCUGACCCCGGGCAUCUGUGCUGGAAUUUUCUUGUUCUUCUUGAUUAAGUACAAACCGCUAAAGUACAACAAUGUAUACACUUACCCUGACUGGGGCUAUGGCAUCGGCUGGUUCAUGGCCAUGUCCUCGAUGGUGUGCAUCCCUCUGGGAAUUAUCUGGAUGAUUUGGAAGACUCCUGGCACCUUCGCUGAGAGAAUGAAGAAGCUGACCACCCCUAGCCCAGACCUGAAAAUGAGAGGAAAACUCGCUGCCCUCAGUCCUUAUGCUGCCAAUGACGCAAAACUGAAGGUCGACGGGAAAAUAUCCACCAUCUCAGAGAAGGAGACGCAUUUCUAAUCGACCGCCUGACUGACCAACCAAGCUGCCUGCUGUCCAGCAAAAUGAAAACCACCACAAUAUUAUCAGCCACCACACACAAACAGGAAAUGAAACAAAUGACUGGGAGUGUUAUUUUUGUUUUGUAAAAAAAAAGGAAAAAAAGAAAAGUUAUCACAUGUUUAUGUAGUCUGCUUCUGUUUUUGCACAAACUUUAAAUAACACUUUUGUUGUUUUUGAUUAACAUUGUGACUAAAGCAGCUAUUUCUUUUUUUUUCUAACCAUUAAUAUUUAAAAAUGUGUUUGAUGACAUACACUACAUGGUUGAAACCUGUCCUGGUACUUUGUCAGUACUGGUCGCACUAGUGUCUGUGCCUUUAGAACAAGACCAGUGUGUUGUGUUGUACAAGGCUUACACUGUACAUUUAUUGGCAAAGUGCUGUGCCUCUAUAUUAGGUACUAGGUACCCAAAUGUGACUAUCUGAGAUGUAGCAGCUUGGGGACCAUUCUACAUAGUUUUGUGUGUCAAGAAAGGAUUCUGCAGUGUGUCUUAGCACAGAGGCUAUAGGAGGGCACCAAAUUCUCCUGCUAGAAAAACUAUACAUUAUGUUUAAAGAGUUUUGCCACUGAAGUCUCAAAUGCUAUCUGCACCAGCCGUGACUGUGAGGGCUGUGGAACAUUUUUAGGCCUUGAAUACUUAUUAUUUACUUGAAUUCAUUGUUGUUGCCAAGCAAUACAAGCAAAAACUCUCCUUACUGGAUGUAACUGAAUGAUAUCAUAAGGUCAUUGAGCAUUAUGUUGGCACAUAUUGGGUCCUUCUGGGUUUUGCAGAUUUCCAUGGCAUGGCUCUUUCUAACUAAAUGUCUCCUCUUGGGAAGUUUACAGCAAAAAAAAUUAAGGGCAAGUAUAAAGUAGUCCAGGGUUUAAAAGACUUUAAAUCAGCUCCCAUUCAGUUAUAGAAAUGUUUAAUUUUCUAGUUUAAGGUACAGAUCUUCACUUGGCUACAAAUAGCUGUGUGUGACUCGCAGGCUGAGUUUAAAAGCACCACACCUCUCUCUCCUCUAGCCGCCCUCCUAUAAGUCAUGGAUAUCUGUCGGUUCACAGUAAUUAUGCUGAGCCUAACACAGAGUGACAGAUAGACGUGCUUCCAACCCUGCAUUUUUAUUUCCUGCUCCGCCUGUAGAGGAGAAGACGGACGCCCAUCAGAUGAGCAUUUCAAACCCCAUCUUGUCUUCUUAUCCUCCUUCUUUCUUAUUCUUUCCUCAUGUCCUCUUCAGUCUUUUUCUCCCGAUGCCUUGCUUCUCAUCCUCAACCUCUGCUUGUCUGCCUCUCAGUUUUUUCCCCACUUCUUUAUACUGCUUCAUUGCAUCACACGGAGGGCUUGAACAAUGACUCAGGUCUUGUUUGAAACUGUGAUUAGCUGCAUUUCAUCACACAUUUAUGUGUCAGUAAUAGCCUUGCUAUUGAUUUACAUUUCUGUGACCUUUCACUAAGAAAAGUAUGUCUUAAUUUUGCCAUCUGAGCCACUGCAGGGGUGAAAGCAGUCUGUUCCUGUCAUUGAUGUAAUUGUGGUAGGAGACAACGAGCUGGUCUCAUUGUUAAGAUCAAUCUCUGUCCAUUACAACCUCAUCCCAUCAGCACUCGAAUGACUCCCAGCUGUCCUUCCACCCUUCCUUGCUUUGUCCAACUUUUUUUCCCACUUCCCUUCUUUUCUUUCCUGUGUCCUUGUUUCCUGAUGAAAAUGCAAUCAGAGGAGAGCAUCUGAGGGAAUGAAAAAUUCUCUUACAGUUUUUCAGGAGGAUGCAAAGAAAGCAGGGAAAGAAAUAAGGAACUGAUGAGCUGAGGAAGUGUGUGAUCGAGUAAGAAAUGAGGGAAACCGAGGAAGUGUUUAGUGACCGAAGCUCCUCCUGUCUAAGCUGUGACGUCCUCUCAAACAUGUGAUUGGUCCCUCUGGUGUUGUUGCAUUCUGACAUUAUCACCUCCUCACUGAUGUUUGUGCAAGUCAAUAGUUGUGUGCAUCAGAAAUUAUAGCCUGCUGUUUAACCCUGAUCAUAUCAAUGUAUAUUUUUACAUCUCUUUCUAGAAAUCUGUGGUCUAUUUCUUGAGAUGAAAAAAGUUUUAAAAAGGUUUGCUGUAAUAAAAAAGAAUACGUCCUUUGUUUUGACUUUUGAUAUGCUCAAAAGAUCUUGUUAUAGAAAUAUAAUGAAAGGUGUUUUACUGUUCUGUACUGUUCUACACACAUUUUGGUAUUCACAGGACACAUGAACUGUCUGCUUACUCAUUUUUAAGAAUAAAUAUGAUAAAGAAAAGUGA